AGCUCAACUGCAGGCUUUGCAUAAAGAAUUUUGGGACUUUUCCUACCUUCCUGCUUGGCAGUUAUCCCAACCAUACGCCUUGGAACAGUGUGGUCGCUCCCAUUGGAGAAAUGGAUGGCUUUUCCCCAACUUCAUAGAUAAGUCAGUGGUUCAUCCAGGCUGUUUGCAUAUUGCACAGCCAAGGAUAAGUAAAGCCUUUUCCAGUAACAGGCACUUAAAAGCAUAGGUGCAGCUGUGCUCGCAGUAAACUUGAACGGAAAGCAGUUUGGUGUCGAAAUGGCGACGGCUGCGAAUAGCAAGGAAGCCGAGGCGAAGGAACCAGGCUCGACGAGUGCUCCGCAGCCCUGCGAAAUCGUGUGCCCUCCUGACCGGCACAUCCCCGUCGAAUUCCAUGAAAUCUAUUCCCUUGUAAAAACCGGCAUGUCGGUUUCAGAGCGCACAGCCUUUGAACAAGUAGCGCAGCUGGUGGAGAGCCUAUACGCGCAGGAGUUUAUGCUCCUCAAGCGCAACCUGAAACACAACUUCCUGCGCUUCUCAGCGGGUGCCAAGGACCAGCCGCUGCUCAGCUGCCGCGGCGGCGGUCUGCCCACCACCGCCGAGCUGGAUGCGGCGGAGCUCAAACUGGUAGCGGACUGGCUGCAGCUCAUGGCGGCAGCGAGGUUCCACGUGCUGACAGCUGCGGAGUGGGAGCUGGCCAAGGCUGACAGAUUCAUGCUGUCGCUGCCCGUGGAGGUCAACUGGGACUACUACGACACGCGGCUGCUCCGCUCCUUCUGGUCCUCCUCCCCCGAGCGCCGCUCCCUGCGCGCCCUGCUGCCCGACCAGCUGGCGGACCGAGUGCUGGUGUGCCACCGCGGGGUGGGGGUGGCGCAGGCGAGCGGGCUGUACGGCAGUCAGAAGCUGGAGCUGCUGGUGGAGUACCUGCUGGCACAGCCGCUGGGGAAGCUCUGGCGGCGGCUGCGCGGCCUGCCCCCCCCGCCGCCCCCGCCCCCCCGCGCCCUCAACCUCACGGACAGCACCCACGCGGCUCGCAAGGUGGUGGUGCGGCGCACGCUGCGACUGCUGAUGCCCAACGCCUGGGCCGUGUUGAAGAACCUGCACAAGAAGCUGCACCUCCAGGAGCCCGCCUUCAAGGAGGUGGUGGUGCUCUACCGCGCGGACCGCACCAGUCCCGCUGCAAGGAGGAGGAUGGCUGCCGCUGCGGCAUCCGCCUCCGUCUCCGCCGCGGCAUCAUCAUCAUCAGCAGCAGCAGCUUCGCCCACCAAACAACGACAACCGCAGGGACAGCAGCAGCAAGGACAGCAACUCCUAAAGUCACCGCAGCAGCAACAACAACAGCAGCAACAACAAAGCAAAGGGAGCAGCAGCAGCAGCACGCAACAGCAACAGCAGUCCUCCUCCUCCUCCGCCGCCUCCACUUCCUCUUCCGGCGCGCUGCAGCGCCCGCUGGAGCAGCGACAGCGGGAGAUCUUGUCGGGUCGCAACAUCCACAUCAAGGCAUUCCACGACAUUCCCAUGGCGGACCUGGAUGUCAUCUUCGCGGAUAAGAAGGUGUACCUCAAGACGGUCAGCAUCAUCCAAAUGAUCGUGACGGUGGUGGGCGGACUGGUGGCAGCAAUCAUGGCACUUGUACGGGGUCGUGUCAUCGACCUGAACGUGCUGUGGUCCAGUCUGAGUCUGGUGGCUGCGAGGUGCGCCCAAGUGUACACCAGCGCGCAGGCGGAGCGGUCCAAGACUAUACAGGACAUGGUCAACAUCCUGUACGAGAAGACGGAUGACGCGCAGGAGGGGGUGGUGAGCAUGUUGCUGGAAGACAUGGCGGAGCAGCAGCUGAAGGAGGCCAUCCUCACCUACGCGCUGCUGCACCACCGGGAGGCGGAGCUCAGCGAGGCAGCCAUUGACAGGGACUGCGAGCGCUUCCUCCAGAAGAACUUCGACCUCUCCGUCGACUUUGCGGUGGAGGACGCGCUGCCUCGGCUGGAGGGCUGGGGGCUGGUGACGCGCGUGCAGCAGCGGGGGGCCGCAAAACCCAAGUACCAGGCAGUCAGUGUGGAGGCUGCCGCCGCCCGCCUGCAGCGGCACUGGCACGCCGCCUUCAAGUCGCUCUCCAACCCGCCCGAGACCGCCACCUUCCCCCUCUCCAACCUGGUCGCCGGACAGCAGCGAGCGCCCGCACUCAACAAAGACAGCCUCUUCCGCGCCGCCGCUGACUCAUCAUCAUCAUCAUCCGCCGCCCCUGCUGGCCGCCCCAAUCACCACCACCAGCAGCAGCAGCAUCAGGGGGUACCCGGGGUUCACCAAAGCGUCGGAGGUGCAGGGGUGGCGGCAGCGGCUCCGCCGCCGCCACAGCCAGCAGUCAUGGUGGAGGGUGCGCUGCCGCCGCUGGCGCCGUCGCGAACGGGUGUGAAUGCUGCGGCGGCGGCGGCUGCUCCCGCUGGGCCGGUUGUUGCUCCGGCGGGUAGGAAGAGUGGCGGCGGGGGCGGGGGCUUCUUUUCGGCGCUUGGGGGCAUGGGGAGGCGGAAGAGCUCCAAGGGGGGUGAUCGGUAGACGGGGGGAAGUGAAGAAGAGGUAUUCACACGACGAAUUAGGUAUUAAUUCGUCGUGUGAUAGUGGCAAGCUGGCAACCCGAUUAAGGGUAUAAGAGGAGGAGGACUGAUCAGAGGAAGACGUGAUGCUAAGCAUGGCACGAUAUAGGGGGUGUUCGGCUGAGCACAUGGCUGGCUGCAUGGAUGCUGCCUCGCGCACGUUGUUGUUGGGGGUGGUUGCAAUGGUUGGUGGUUCCUCUGCAAUUCUCUGGCCGGCCACAUGCUGGGGGUGUUGCGAGAUGUUGGCGCGGGUAUGUGAUAAUGGCAGGUUGCUGGUGUAGUAGUGCCAGCUGGAGGUGACCCAUGGGUCAGCUGUGGGUGUGGACGUCAAUGGGGAACACCAGGCGGCCGCCUGCAGGAUGCUUUGCCGUUGGUGCGGUACCAUUCGAAUUGCUUUCCUCCGGAUUCUCCGGUUCUUGUUUUAAGAAUUAUUCCUCACACUUUUAUCGUCAGGAGGUUUGCCCGGGAGCCCCCGGCGCUCUUUUUCGCGUUUUACAUUUUGGUACACAUGAAAUGAGUGUCGUACGAUGCAACGCACGUGUCCGAUAGCAUUCUGUGUAGGGAUUCACUCCGUUAGAUAACGAACAAUGUAGGAGGUCAAUGGGGAGCCACCAAUGUAGGAUGUUAAUCAAGGUGUCAAUUACAAGAUUAUAAGUUGUAGAGGUAUUGCAGAGAUGCAAGUGAGGGUAGGAGUGGUGAAGCUGAGAUGCUGGCAUGACAUGCAGGGAGGACAAAAAAUGUUGAAACGAACGGGAUUUCUCGUCACGGUUGGGCUGACUAAACUGAUCCGCACACCCUUACUUGCUUGGCGCACUUGUAGCCCUACGGUCCCGG
Astrephomene gubernaculifera is the source of this 3419-nucleotide messenger RNA. NCBI's taxonomy places the organism in Eukaryota, Viridiplantae, Chlorophyta, Chlorophyceae, Chlamydomonadales, Astrephomenaceae. The record is from the annotation of a GenBank genome assembly.